AUGUCCCUGUCACCACCGACGUCGCCUCUGCGUCGCUCCCAGAUCCGGAUUGAUCGCGAUGAAUAUGAUCGCCUUCGAUCAGUGGCGUCGAAAUACGGCAAGUGCAAAAGAGAAAAUCUCUGCCAACAUUUGAUCCGGGGAGGAGUAGACACAGACACCAUUGAGAUCCUUAGCAAGAGCCAUGAUUCGCAAAGUUCCGAAAACGAGGCUUUCGAUAGUUUCAGCAGCCCUGAUGAUGAACAGUCAGACUCUUCAAUCGCCAGUACCAUCGUAACUUAUCGUGGCAGUCCAUACUCGGCUGGCGGUCCCCUCUACGCUGUCACGAAACACACAAGUCUUGCUCCAGAGAGUGAUUCUGAAUCUGAGAUCUUCUCCGAUUCUGCGAUAUCCCACGACCAGAGUUCAUUGAACCCAGACGACUCGGCGUCUGUUGUAGCCACUCGGCAUACGUACGAGCAGAGCGCCAAACGAACAUUGCAGCUUGGCGAUUUGCCUCCUAAUAUCUCUCGCGCUGAUGUUGUUGCUGUUGUUCGUGGCGGACCGGUCGCAGAUAUAUACUUCAACCUCAAGGAAAGGCGAGCCGUUGUAUCGUUUGUUCAUGGUGAACAUGCACGAAAAUACUACAACUAUGCUCAAGAAACUGGCGUGUACAUUCGAGGGUCCCUCAUUAAGGUUACAUGGGCCCUACGCCAGUUCAUUCUUGCACCUUAUGUUUCUCAGCAGCUGCGUGGUGGAGCGUCUCGAAAUCUCGUGAUACGACAUUACGAUCGUCGGAUCACGGCCGACUCUAUUCGUGCCGAUCUCGAGCAUAUUCACAAUCUUGCUGUCGUCAGCAUCGAGCUCUCUGGGCUGGACUGCUACAUUGGUAUAAACUCCAUUACCGCCGCGAGCUUUGCACGCACCUGCAUGAUGAGUCGCUAUCCGUAUAGAGGAUCACGCAUCGAGUGGGCUCCAGAUGAAUGUAUGCAGUCUCUUUCCCAAUUGCGACCCAAGACAGGCGCGCGUGCCCCUAUGAGCCGGGCUAAAACCAACUUGAACCGGUUUUCAUUGCUAGAAAUUGGCGGAGAAAAGGACAUGUAA
Beauveria bassiana ARSEF 2860 is the source of this 1080-nucleotide messenger RNA. RefSeq names its product RNA recognition motif containing protein. The record is from RefSeq and is a predicted model, not a curated record. NCBI's taxonomy places the organism in Eukaryota, Fungi, Ascomycota, Sordariomycetes, Hypocreales, Cordycipitaceae. Gene Ontology annotation, molecular function: nucleic acid binding. Bases 1 to 1080 code for a protein of 359 amino acids. The transcript is spliced from 5 exons.